AUGUCACGUCCCCAAUCCCAAUCCGGCUACGACGUCGCUCCUCCUACCACCACUCAAAUACCUCUCGAUACCCCACCAUCCUCUAUACGCUCGACCAACUCCUCAACUACCAUGGAACGACCGGCCAUACCACACUCAUCAUCUGUGCCCUUCCCUGCACCUUCACAUUCUAUAACUGCUGCCGAUAUAAUGGCUGUGCCACCUUCACCUGCAUCCAAACCUGUUCCACCGAAACCUCAUCGGUCGGCAUCGAACCCAUUCAAACAUAAAUCCAAAUCUACACCCUUCCCAUCUUCCUCUGUGCCCACAUCCGGACCCGCUACCUCAACGCAUCUACCUCCUACACCCGAAUCGGAAACUAACGAUAUACCUCAACGACCACGUUAUCACUCUACUCUAUCGCGCUCGCAAUCAACUGGAUUUGCCGGUAAAUUACAGUCAUUGAGAAAGAAGAUUGAAAACGAACUAUCACGAAAACGACCUGGUUCAGGUGCCCCAUCGGCUCAAUCUUCUGGAAGGAGAAGCACCAAUAGGAAACUUCAGAAAGGUACUGUAGCUGGACUUCGACCGAGUCCCGCUCUUACCGUUCCGGAAGGAAUGAGCGUUGCAGAUGCUUCUCAAUUGUGUGCUGCCAAACGAGCAGAUUGUGUUCUGGUCGUCGACGAUGAAGAAGGUUUGAGUGGUAUUUUCACUGCUAAAGAUUUGGCUUUCAGGGUCACUGCUGAAGGUCUUGAUCCCCGACUAACCACUGUCGCUCAAAUCAUGACGAAAAACCCUAUGGUCACUCGAGAUACCACUUCUGCCACUGAGGCCUUGCAAUUGAUGGUCAGCAAAGGGUUCAGACACUUGCCCGUCUGUAACGAGGAUGGUGAUGUCGUCGGUUUACUUGAUAUUACUAAAGUAUUUCACGAGGCACUUGCCAAGGUCGAACGAGGAUCUUCAGCCACUUCGCAACUACACGCUGCGCUUGCCGGUGUUCAAUCCGAACUUGGUCCCGGUCUAUCCACCAACCCUCAGGCAGCAGCUAUGAUGGCCUAUGUCGAUGCCCUGAAAGAACGAAUGGCUCUUCCAGACUUGACUACAGUCAUCGAUGCAAGGACUACUCCAGCUACUGUCACUCCUAGAACUUCUGUACGGGAGGCUGCUAAACUCAUGAAAGAACGACGAACCACCGCUGUCUGUGUUAUGGAGACCAAUCCCGGUACUUCCGCCAUCUCGGGCGUUAGUGGUGGUAACAAUAUCCCUAAGAUCGCUGGUAUCUUCACUUCCAAAGAUAUCGUUCUUCGAGUCAUCGCUGCCGGUCUCGACGCUUCGAGAUGCAGUGUGGUGAGAGUCAUGACUCCUCAUCCUGAUACUGCUCCUCCCACUAUGGUCGUCCAGGAUGCGCUCAAGAAGAUGCACAAUGGUCAUUACCUUAACCUUCCUGUUGUGGAGACCGAUGGAAGACUUAUUGGCAUUGUGGAUGUACUCAAACUUACGUAUGCUACGCUUGAACAGAUCGAAUCCAUGAGCGAAGACCGAUCCAACGAGACUGGACCCAUGUGGGGUAAAUUCUUCGAGGCUCUCCCCGGUGCUGGUGGCGAUGACGAUUCCAUCUCUGUUGUCUCUGCUUCUGAUCGACCUGAUACACCCUCUCGACCAAGUCACGGUCGUGGUCUUUCAUCGAUGACUUCGCCCAUCUCUGAAGUCAUGCCCAACGACUCAGCCUCAGCUGUCGAUGACAACGCCUCAGAAUUCGAAAAACGAGGUGCAGCUUCUUCUGUCGCUCCAAACCCUGUUCCAGUGGACGAUGGUACCUAUGUCUUCAAGUUCCGAACACCAUCCGGAAGGACUCAUCGAUUCCAAGCUCGACACGAUUCCUACGAACUCCUUCGAGAUAUUGUCGCUGGUAAAUUAUUGACCGACCCAUUCUUCACUGCUGAAGGAGCCAAGGAGGGACAAGAAGUUCAUUUACCCGAUCCAUCGAAUUUCACUUUGCAUUAUACCGAUGACGAAGGUGAUCUGGUAACCAUGACAGCUGACGGUGACGUUGCCGAUGCGGUCCGUAUCGCUCGAGGUCAAAAAUCAGAUAGAGUAGUAUUGUUAGUAGAUGGAGGUAAAGUGUGGGAAGAAUUUGCUAGAGAUCUUGGAGGUGAAAAGGCAGUAGAGGAGUUAAAGGAAGUUGAAAAGGAUAUUAAAGCUGUUGAAGAAUCUGAAAAGAAGAUGGAAGCACCUAGUGCUGAUCCCACCUCUGAACCAACCUAUGGACAAGAAGGAGUCGUUCAUUCGAAAUCUGCUCCUGCACCUAUCCCUACGAAAGUUACUGCCCCUGGAUCAGGAGAGUUGAUAGCUGGAGUAUUACCUAAGGAAUUAGCUUUACCUGCUGCAAUUGGAUUUUUGGGUGUGGUCAUUCUUGGUGUUUUCGUGAUGGGUAAAAGCAAGUAA
Messenger RNA from Kwoniella botswanensis, 2424 nucleotides. RefSeq lists its product as uncharacterized. The record is from RefSeq and is a predicted model, not a curated record. The transcript has 5 exons. The coding region runs from base 1 to 2424 and encodes 807 amino acids. Gene Ontology annotation, molecular function: protein binding. NCBI's taxonomy places the organism in Eukaryota, Fungi, Basidiomycota, Tremellomycetes, Tremellales, Cryptococcaceae.